GUCACGACCAGGACGCCGUCGACGCCGCGAACUUGGAUUACCAGUGCAGUGCGCGUCCACGGAGGAGCAGUGCUUCGCAGUGCAGUGACCGCCACGACGACGACGGCGAGGCCGGAAGCAUGCACAGGCCAAGCAGUGUGGGGGCAAGGCAGUCUGCGGGGUCCCUCCGCGGGGCGCCCCGAUCCAGGCCCUUUUGCAUGCCGGCCCGCCGGCCGCCGCGCCACCGCCUCGCAGAGCUCGCAGCACUAGCCUCGGCACUAGCCCUGACAUAAGGCAUUGCAUCACGAGGACAGACCUACGCCCUGCUGCACGGCCCUGUAGGCAUGUUCCUGACGCUGCUGCCGCCCUUGGCGCUGCUGCUGGGGCCGUGGGGGCCGUGGGGGCGGCCCGUGCUGGCGCUGGGGGCGGUGGUGCCGCCGUCCUGGGCCGACCCCCGGCACAACCCCUGCGCGGCGCAGCCCGGCGGCUGGCAGCUGCUGCUGUGGCCCGGCGACGGCCGCUGCUACCGCAUCUUCCGCCGCGGCCACCCCUGCCCGCCGCACAUGGAGCUCACCCCCGGCGUGGGGCCGGGCGGCGCGCCGGGCUGCAGGUGCCCGCCCGGCACCGCCGUGCUGGCCUCCGCCACGACGGCCAGCACCGCCAGCAACGCGACGGGCACGUGCUACCCGCUGCUGGAGCAGGGGCCGUGCCCGCGCGGCCAGUACCUCGCGCCCGUCCCCGCGCCGCCGGACUCGGACAACAGAGUGCCGCACCUGCUCGCGGCGUGCCGCGCCCCCGACGCCUGCCCGCCCGGCCACGUGUUCUGGGCGCGCGACGGGCGCUGCUACCCGCAGCUGACGCGGGGGCCGUGCUACCGCGGCGAGCUGCUGGUGGCGGGCCGCGGCCACGGCGGCACGCCGACGACGUCCUCGGCCACGGCCUCGACGGCCACCCCGCUGGGCGUCUGCCGGUGCGAGUCGCGCGGCGAGCUGGGCCGGUACUUCUCGCCCCUGACCAAGACGUGCCACGAGCACUACACGCCGGGGCCCUGCCAGGAGAAGGGGCUCAUCUUCCUGCCGCCCAGUGCGGCCACUUCGGCCACUUCCAGUGGCGUGGCCGGCGCGCCGCGGUGCGGCUGCAGCGCCGACCUGCCGCACUACCACCCCGCCACGGGCCAGUGCUUCCAGAUCGACACGAUCGGGCCGUGCCCGGCUGGGCAGCGCUUCACGACGCCGGGCAAGCGGUCGGGCCGGUCGGGGCGGCCGGGGCGCGCGCAGUGCCGCUGCAAGGGCGGCCACGUGCCCUGGCCGCGCCCCGAGGCCGUGGACGCGGCCGUGGACGCGGCCGUCGAGGCCCAGACGGCGCAGGCGCUGACGGCGUGCUACCGGCCCUGGACGCGCGGGCCGUGCCCCCAGGGCCAGCUCCUGUCCGACGCCUCGCAGUGCGUGGCCGCGCCCUGCCGCCCCGGCCGCCUCUACUUCCCCGACGACGCGGGCUGCUACAAGGUGGGCGUGCGCGGGCCGUGCCCCAAGGGGCAGGUCGUGCUGUUCGAGACCGCCGUCCGCCCCGCGCUCGAGGGCAUCUCCUACCGCGGCAUGUGCGGCUGCACCGGGCCCGCCGCCAAGUCCAGAUUUGCCUCCAACAACAUCCCUGGAAAAUCCAUGGAGGACAACAGGUGUGGUGGAAACAGCCCACCCACUGGUGGCGCAGCAGAAGACAAGGACAUGGCAGGGGUGAAGCGCAGUGCCAUCGCGCCCAGGACCGAGCCAGACUGUGAAUCCAAGUCCGGUGCCAUAGUGUUCAACGGGAAGUGCUACUCGCUCUACUCGCAGGGGCCCUGCCCCCUCGGCCAGUGGCUGGUCCCGCAGAGGAGAGGGCGAGAGGGGAGGACACUGACUGAUUCAAAUCCAAAUUUGGAGCUGUGGACCGACCCGGAAGCUCGGCCUAGAGCUCGAGCUAAGUGCGACUGCCGGCCGGGCCACAAGCCAGUGUGGGUCCCACAGCCCAGCCCCAGUGGGAAGAGCGACAACUCUACGUCAGUGCUGGAGUGCCAACCACCCACCGUAGUGCUGGCCUCUUUCCUCAACGCAAGAGGUUUCGUGACAGUGUAGGAACAUCUUUGUCCACUGCGUACUUAGGAAUGGAAAUUCUUCCAGUGCCCUACGUUUCUUUAAGCGUACACACUCUGUGAUCAGCAUCAAGCACAUUACCAUUGUAGAAUAGAAUGCUAAAUGUGAUGAUACAUUACUGUCUACAGUAAUGGAAGAGUAUUACAUAUUGUAAUAGAACAAAUUAAAGAUAAGGGGAAAAAACUCGUUAAAUUGAUUGCUUGGGUGAAAAAUUCUACAAAGUUAGAAUGAAACUUUCACUUGAGUGACGAUAUGAGUUCUUUCCUCUUUGAAACUGCUUAAUGGGGUCAGCAAAAAUUCACUUUAAUUUUUUUAUCAAAUGAGAUGAACCAAUUUCAAGAAUCAUUUGGUCAUUGUGUAUUUGUUGAGCUUUUGGACCCCAAAGCAGUGCCACAAGUCAUGUGCCAAAAAGCAUCAUGAAAGUUCAUAAACUACUUUUGUGUGACAGCCUAGUCAGAAAGAUAAAGUUCAGACUAUCAUAAAGCUCUAGAGAUUAGGAGCUGAGGAAAAUCAAAAAUUCUUGUAAGACUUCUAUAGACUAACCCAACUCAAAAAUAUUUGUUAAGACUCACUCGGCAGCAAAGUGUAGGUCGUUGAUGGCCUUCUCCAACUGCUUGAUCCUGCUAUCCCGCUCACGUAUGUCGUCACUCAACAUUUGGACUUGCUCUGCUCGUUCAUCAGCUGUUCGCUACAAAAUAAAUCAAAAAUACAAUUUA
Thrips palmi is the source of this 2824-nucleotide messenger RNA. RefSeq lists its product as uncharacterized. Bases 324 to 2090 code for a protein of 588 amino acids. The record is from RefSeq and is a predicted model, not a curated record. The transcript has 6 exons. NCBI's taxonomy places the organism in Eukaryota, Metazoa, Arthropoda, Insecta, Thysanoptera, Thripidae.